CGCCCAACUUUUUUCCUAAAUGCGAUUAUAACUGGCUACUAAGGAGAAGGCGUGAUCUUGUAUUUUUGGUUCAUGAUUUAUAUCUACUGACGCAUAGUGAAAAAAAUCAAAACUCAAACUCACACAUUCUUAUUUUCAAUCUCAAAAAUUGUGAACAAUUUAAUUUUUUUAUUUUUGUUAUCGUGUUUUGCAGUAUUCGACACAUUAUGAAAUCAAAUAAUUUAAAUUCAGCGGAGGAUUCAACGAAAGCGUCGCAUAGUAAAUCAUGCAAAAAGUCCACCAAAUCGCGUACGAAAUCUUCGAAAAGUGAGUCAACUAGUGGUAGUAAUUCAAAAGGUUCUUCGGCCAUCAAUAAUCAAAAAAACCUUUUGCCCAAUGCAACUACACCCACUACGCCUACGAGUAAUUUAUGCAAUUUAUUUGAUUUUCCCUUGAACGCGAUUACAAAUAGCGGAAGUGGGGCAAAUAGUGCUGAUACCAGUAACAUUUCAAGGAAUCACUUCAAAAGUUAUGCUGGUCUGGAAGGGCGCUCAGUGAAAAUUAUUUGGGAGCAAUAUGAUCAAAGUGAUUUGGAACUUUCUGCGGAAGUGAGUGCGCAAAUCGCGGAGGAUGUCUCAUAUAAGUUAUGGGAAUUAGUGAAUAAUAUAAAAACAUAUACGCGGCAUUCGGGUGGCCAAGUUACGUAUGAUUUGGUAAAUGAGGUAUUGGCCACCGCAGACGCCCCUCCUGCAUUGGGUGCACUCGAUACCGAAUGGGAUCGCAUUGACUAUGACGACAGCUACUUUUUUUACUCGGAUAGAAUUAUUGAGCUGCGUGAGGAGUACCAAAAAGAAGUGACUAUAGAAAUUUCAGAUGGCCCUGAUUACGAAUGUACCUGCCCAAUUGAUGAAAAGCACAUUGAGCUUAUCAAAAAAUGUAUACCAAGUUUAAUCAAAGUUGUUCUGUAUGGUGAUGCGAAUAAGAUGGAUAAAGCCCUCUCUUACGCCGUGUCCUCUCCUUUUUUCGGUUCUUGCUACCGUAUUAUCCUAUCUAAACUCAUACAAAUUCUGGCUUUUAAACAAAAUCAAGAUAUUUGCUUGCGUGGAUGGCGCCUACUUCGUACUUGUGCAUUUAAUUCAAAUGCACGUUUGCAAAACGUUCGUAUGGAAUUCUUUCAUUUAUCGGAGAUACUUAUCUCGCAGCUGCUCGCACCAUACGAAAGUAUAAAAGUCCAACCUUGUUCGAAACAAGAAGAUCACGGGGUAGGCGUCAAUAUAAAAAUAGAAGAAGUAAAGAUGGAGGAAAAAAUGGAACUCAAUUCAGAGUUUACUGCUCAGUCGGAUCAGUUUAGCAUGCAAAGAACAAAUUUGCAUGAAGAAAAAACUUAUAAAUUGCAAAAUGACGAUGAUUGCGAGGACUAUGUUUCAAUGGCAUCAAUAGCCUCCCCAUAUUUUGCCAGUCCUAUUGAUUGGAAGCAUGUAGAUGACCUGUGUGAUACAAUUGGCCAUUUGGCAGCAUCAAGUGGAUAUUUCCAAAAUGAGUGUAUAAAUCAUAUUAUAAGAAGGCUGCUCCGAUUUUUUGAUGGCCGCAGUGUUUCCACAGAGAGAGAUUUCAGAUAUAUAAGUCGGGCUGUGCGUGGUUUGAUUGCCCUUGGGGAAUAUGCUUUUCGAGAAUUUAUACCCUUUAUUUACAAAUUAAACAUGGAAAAUAUUUCAGAGCUAUUUUGGAAUGAUUUUGCGCUUAGCGCUGUUUUCCUGCACGGUCCUGACGACAUCUAUCUAUAUGAAUGGUUAGAGUUUUUGUGCGGAGGCGAUAAGCUACAGCCGUUUUUAGUGUAUUACGCGCAAUACUUUGAAAAGUUUCUUUCCACACGCUUCCUAAAGCGAAAAAUUGCUACAUUUAAAAUAUAUUCAAAACCCGGUGUUCGUCGGUUAGAGUGGAAUACAUUAGCUGCAGCCAUGUGCCACGGAGACGAUCCAAACAAGGCGCUAAAACCCAAGCCUAAAAUUAAAGAAGUAUUCCCUGACCUAGUAUCACCCAAUCUUCAAUUGAAUCGUGCUGGCAUUAUUCGAUUCAAAUUUGCCGGAUGUCGGCCAGUAAUAUUGAAAUCCAAAGUAGCGGAGAAGAAUCAUAAUUUAGGGCCUAAUACACAUGCUAUUCAAAGUGGUCCCAAUGAUAUCCUUAUAUCCCGCCGAAAAUUGUUCAAACCAUUAACUAACGAGCGUCGCAUUGUACCACUCAGUAGUUAUUAUUAUUUAAGAAUAUAAAUGGGUACUGUCCACUAGGGUUAUGACUCAUUUUUUACAAAAAUUUUACCUAUCACCACGUGAUAGGCAAUACUAAAUUAAUAAUAAAAAUGGAGUUUGCGGGUCAUUUUGGCAAAAACAUCUUCCGCACCAAAUGCAAUUUCUAAAAACACACAGAUUAAAAAUUUUUUCUUUUUUAUUAAAUUAAUAAUAUGUGCUAGUUAAAUUAAAAUAACAAUUAUUUAAAGCAUGUCAAUUCCAUUGUUUCCGCAGAAAAUGCCAUAAAAGUAGUUCAGUACAUUUCUGCAAAAAUAAACUUAUUGAUUUACUUGAUUAUUGUAUGAUAUAAAUUUAAUAUUUAAAGUGCGAGUAGUUUUGCAGAGAGGAUAAAUGUCCUGGACUAGUUUUAUGGCACGUUCAGCGCAAAUGUUACUGCGCUGCUGAUUUGGCAUUUUCGACUCCUCUAUAACCCAAUGCCUUAGGCACUCCGCACAUUAAGCUCCUAAUCAUAGUAAUGUAAUCGUUUCGGCAUACUAAAGUAUAAAGCUUUUAUGCCGAACACAUGUAUUUCAAUGAAGCUCUGUACAUUACGAUUCAAAAUCUUGUUUUCGCCUAAUCAUAAAAGCUUCAUGAAUCGAAGCGCCCAACAUUGUCAGGCGCUAGGCUUUUUGAAAUAGUAUUUUGUUUUCAUUUUACAUACAUACAUAUGUUCUCGUAUUCAAGUUUUGAAAAUACAUUUGUCAUUGAAAAAAUAAAAAAUAA
Rhagoletis zephyria (snowberry fruit fly) is the source of this 2987-nucleotide messenger RNA. It is a transcript of the gene Saf6, whose product is annotated as SAGA factor-like TAF6. NCBI's taxonomy places the organism in Eukaryota, Metazoa, Arthropoda, Insecta, Diptera, Tephritidae. Gene Ontology annotation, cellular component: transcription factor TFIID complex; SLIK (SAGA-like) complex; SAGA complex. Gene Ontology annotation, biological process: transcription initiation at RNA polymerase II promoter; RNA polymerase II preinitiation complex assembly. Gene Ontology annotation, molecular function: transcription coactivator activity; RNA polymerase II general transcription initiation factor activity. The record is from RefSeq and is a predicted model, not a curated record.